CCGCCCGCCCCGCCCAGGUGGCGCCCAUCGCACCCCCCCCCACCCUCCGCGGCGCCCCCGUGCGGCCGCGCCCAGCUGGCGCCCAUCGCCGCCCAGCGCCAUUGGCGGGGCGGGGCGGCGGGGCCAUGGAGGCCGGGGGCGACCCCAGCUUGCUGCUGCUGCGGGAGCUGCUGGCGCCGCUCUGUCUGGACCGCAAGUCACCCCCGGGACCCCCGGCGCCUCGCGAGCCGCGACCCCUGAGAUGCAGGUCCCUCUGGCCCACCUGCCAGGGCUCCCUCCUGCGCCUCCUCCAAAAGACAGAAGAGGACUUGGCUCUGCGCCCCCUCUCUGGCGCCCAGGCCCUGGGGCCCUGCUGGGAACCGAUGGCCCUGGGGACCCUGGGGACCCUGGCCGUGGCCCAGGCUUCCAAGAGCAUGCCGAGAACAGCCAGCCCCAAGCGCCGCCACCCGGAGCACCCCCAGGCGCCGCCUCGGAGGAGAGCCCGGAAGCAGCCGCGCCCGCGCCCAGGCAGCGCGCGCGAGGAUCCGGACUUCAGAGGGGUGACGCUGAAGUUCCAGAUCAGCCCGGACCGCAGCCUCCAGAUCUCGCCCACCUACAGCCUGGCCAGCACCAGCCUCGCUCAAAAACCUCUCCCCAGCCCAGCCAGGGUCCCUGAGCCCAGCCAUGGGAGCAGUGAGGUCCUGGAACCACGGCGAUGUGCUUCAUGCAGGACCCAGAGGACCCCGCUGUGGAGAGACGCCGAGGAUGGGACACCCCUCUGCAAUGCCUGUGGAAUCAGGUACAAGAAAUAUGGUACCCGUUGUUCCAGUUGCUGGCUGGUGCCAAGGAAAAGUGUCCAGGCCAAGCGUCUGUGUGGCAGGUGUGGGGUGUCCGUGGGAUCCCAUCCAGGCCCCACUCAGGAAACCUAAGCGUUCUUUCACCCAGAGGAGUGGGUCCUGCCUCAGUUUCUCCCAGGGAAGAGAGGGCAGAACUCAGAAGCCAGUCUGCCCUCCGUCACUUCCCACUCCAGCUCCCAGGUUGGAAGGUCAGGCCUCAAGGCGGGGCUGCAGGACCCCAGGCUCCUCCCCUUCUCCACCUGGCCCUGCUGGGCCCCAAAUAAAGGAAAUACCUGAGCAGAGA
Messenger RNA from Perognathus longimembris pacificus (Pacific pocket mouse), 1119 nucleotides. It is a transcript of the gene Zglp1, whose product is annotated as zinc finger GATA like protein 1. Gene Ontology annotation, cellular component: nucleus. The coding region runs from base 126 to 908 and encodes 260 amino acids. Lineage: Eukaryota; Metazoa; Chordata; Mammalia; Rodentia; Heteromyidae. The transcript has 5 exons. Gene Ontology annotation, molecular function: sequence-specific DNA binding; zinc ion binding. The record is from RefSeq and is a predicted model, not a curated record. Gene Ontology annotation, biological process: regulation of transcription by RNA polymerase II; spermatogenesis; oocyte development.